UGCUGGUUCUCACAACUCCAAUUGUACUCUCUCUCUCUCUCUCUCUCUCUCUCUCUCUGUUUGGCAAACACGCAAGAUUGAGGAACUGCUGGAGGAGUUUCAGAUUUAUCCAAGCGUAGUGGAGCACCUGUUUGAGAGGUAGAUUUAGAGAGAAAUAAUAGAGAGAUGGGGCAGAAACAGAUGUGUUGUAGUACCAGUAUAGUACAAGGGUUGAAGCCAGUGCUGAUGAUGUUGGUGGUUCAGACGGCAUAUACAGGGAUGAAUAUAUUUUACAAACUGGUAGCGGAAGUUGGCAUGAGUUUAACUGUUCUCGUUGCCUACCGUAACAUGUUUUCUGCAGCCCUUAUGCUUCCUCUUGCUCUUAUAUGUGAAAGGAAGAGCAGGCCCAAACUUACCUUAGAUAUACUGCUUCAAGGUUUUCUCUCCGGAUUAUUGGGGGCAACAAUGGCACAAAAUUUUUACAUAGAGAGCUUAGCCUUAACAUCAACAACAUAUGUUGCAGCCUGCAAUAAUCUUGUUCCAGUAAUCACCCUCAUUAUAGCAGUAUGUUUUAGGCUGGAGAGCUUAGCACUUGGAACACAUGCAGGAAGGGCAAAGGUUGUGGGGACACUAGUGUGUAUAGGAGGGACCAUGCUCUUCACGUUCUACAAAGGAAAACCUAUUGCCAUGUGGUCAACACACUUUAACCUUUUACGUAACUGUUUGCAUGAAAGCAGCCACGUGGCAUCACUGCAUAAAAACACUCACACUCAGUUGUUGGGCUCCUUUCUAGCACUCUGCAGUAGCACCUCAUUUGCGUGUUGGUUGAUAUUUCAGACGAAAAUGACGAAGAGAUACCCUUGCCAUUACUCAAGCACAGCUCUAAUGUCUCUCAUGGCAUCAAUUCAGUCUGUAGUAUUUGCGCUUUGCAAGGAGAGGGAUUGGAAUCAAUGGAAGUUGGGUUGGGAUAUCAGACUUCUUGCUGCUCUGUAUACGGGAGUGGUCACGACUGGACUCGUAGUGACUCUAACUGCAUGGUGCGUACGAAUGCGAGGGCCGUUGUUUGUGUCAGUUUUCAACCCACUUUGCCUUUUGCUGAUAGCCUUUGCUGCGCCUUUGUUGCUGAAUGAAAAAUUAUACCUAGGAAGCAUAUUAGGAGGGCUUCUAGUUGUAUGUGGAUUAUACACGGUGCUUUGGGGUAAAAGCAAGGAAAUGAAGAUGAUGACUCAAUUGCCACAACCACCACUUCAAGAUCAGCACUCCCAUUCCAUUGACAUGGCAACAUCUUCAGUUCACACUACUACUUGCGAUAGCAAUGCACAACCAAUGUCAAAUGCUCCAAUGAACAAUGGACUCAAAGAAAACAUUGAGCAUUAACUAGCUAGUUAAAAAGAAUAAUGAUAAGUAAUGGGAUUUAAGACUUAAUAAGAGGAUCGGAAGAAAACUCCUUUCCAAAUGUCUACUACGUACCUAUAUCCAUUAAUAAACAAUAAUGAGAAGGAAAAUAAUAAUAAUUA
Messenger RNA from Malus domestica (apple), 1496 nucleotides. RefSeq names its product WAT1-related protein At1g25270-like. Gene Ontology annotation, molecular function: transmembrane transporter activity. Gene Ontology annotation, cellular component: plasma membrane. The record is from RefSeq and is a predicted model, not a curated record. Lineage: Eukaryota; Viridiplantae; Streptophyta; Magnoliopsida; Rosales; Rosaceae.